GGAUCCGGGCCGCGCUUCCUCUCGCCAGGCCUGCGAGCUUCCUCCCAGCGGAGCCCUGGGCGAGCCGAGGUUGGCCGCCGCCGCCGCCGAGCCCGCUGCCGCCCUCCCGCUCCUGCCCCACCCGCGCCUUGCCCGGGGGCUUCUGCCGGGGUGGGGUCCGAGCCGGGCGACCGCCCGGCUGCGCCGCCGUCGGGGCCGUAACCCGGCCCGCCGUCCCUCCCGCCCCAGCCAGCCUCUGGCCGCCGGAGCCCGCGGGGCGUGGAGCGCGAGGAGCCCCGCGGCCCCGAUCGAGCGUCCGGGGCGGCCCCCGGCAGCCAGCGCGACGUUCCAAAAUCGAACCUCAGUGGCGGCGCUCGGAAGCGGAACUCUGCCGGGGCCGCGCCGGCUACAUUGUUUCCUCCCCCCGACUCCCUCCCGCCCCCUUCCCCCGCCUUUCUUCCCUCCGCGACCCGGGCCGUGCGUCCGUCCCCCUGCCUCUGCCUGGCGGUCCCUCCUCCCCUCUCCUUGCACCCAUACCUCUUUGUACCGCACCCCCUGGGGACCCCUGCGCCCCUCCCCUCCCCCCUGACCGCAUGGACCGUCCCGCAGGCCGCUGAUGCCGCCCGCGGCGAGGUGGCCCGGACCGCAGUGCCCCAAGAGAGAGCUCCCAGUCCACCCUAAACCACAGGCCACAACCAGUGAGGUUCUCACUGGAGCACGGGGAUGUGUGAGAGGCCUUGGAGGCCUCGGCAGCCAACACAGCUGGGGACCCAAGGAAUUCUCCAGAGAGAGCUCUAAUGGUACCAAGUGACAGGUUGGCUUUACUGUGACUCGGGGACGCCAGAGCUCCUGAGAAGAUGUCAGCAAUACAGGCCGCCUGGCCAUCCGGUACAGAAUGUAUUGCCAAGUACAACUUCCACGGCACUGCCGAGCAGGACCUGCCCUUCUGCAAAGGAGACGUGCUCACCAUUGUGGCCGUCACCAAGGACCCCAACUGGUACAAAGCCAAAAACAAGGUGGGCCGUGAGGGCAUCAUCCCAGCCAACUACGUCCAGAAGCGGGAGGGCGUGAAGGCGGGUACCAAACUCAGCCUCAUGCCUUGGUUCCACGGCAAGAUCACACGGGAGCAGGCUGAGCGGCUUCUGUACCCGCCGGAGACAGGCCUGUUCCUGGUGCGGGAGAGCACCAACUACCCCGGAGACUACACGCUGUGCGUGAGCUGCGACGGCAAGGUGGAGCACUACCGCAUCAUGUACCAUGCCAGCAAGCUCAGCAUCGACGAGGAGGUGUACUUUGAGAACCUCAUGCAGCUGGUGGAGCACUACACCUCAGACGCAGAUGGACUCUGUACGCGCCUCAUUAAACCAAAGGUCAUGGAGGGCACAGUGGCGGCCCAGGAUGAGUUCUACCGCAGCGGCUGGGCCCUGAACAUGAAGGAGCUGAAGCUGCUGCAGACCAUCGGGAAGGGGGAGUUCGGAGACGUGAUGCUGGGCGAUUACCGAGGGAACAAAGUCGCCGUCAAGUGCAUUAAGAACGACGCCACUGCCCAGGCCUUCCUGGCUGAAGCCUCAGUCAUGACGCAACUGCGGCAUAGCAACCUGGUGCAGCUCCUGGGCGUGAUCGUGGAGGAGAAGGGCGGGCUCUACAUCGUCACUGAGUACAUGGCCAAGGGGAGCCUUGUGGACUACCUGCGGUCUAGGGGUCGGUCAGUGCUGGGCGGAGACUGUCUCCUCAAGUUCUCGCUAGAUGUCUGCGAGGCCAUGGAAUACCUGGAGGGCAACAAUUUCGUGCAUCGAGACCUGGCUGCCCGCAAUGUGCUGGUGUCUGAGGACAACGUGGCCAAGGUCAGCGACUUUGGUCUCACCAAGGAGGCGUCCAGCACCCAGGACACGGGCAAGCUGCCAGUCAAGUGGACAGCCCCUGAGGCCCUGAGAGAGAAGAAAUUCUCCACUAAGUCUGACGUGUGGAGUUUCGGAAUCCUUCUCUGGGAAAUCUACUCCUUUGGGCGAGUGCCUUAUCCAAGAAUUCCCCUGAAGGACGUCGUCCCUCGGGUGGAGAAGGGCUACAAGAUGGAUGCCCCCGACGGCUGCCCGCCCGCAGUCUAUGAAGUCAUGAAGAACUGCUGGCACCUGGACGCCGCCAUGCGGCCCUCCUUCCUACAGCUCCGAGAGCAGCUUGAGCACAUCAAAACCCACGAGCUGCACCUGUGACGGCUGGCCUCCGCCUGGGUCAUGGGCCUGUGGGGACUGAACCUGGAAGAUCAUGGACCUGGUGCCCCUGCUCACUGGGCCCGAGCCUGAACUGAGCCCCAGCGGGCUGGCGGGCCUUUUUCCUGCGUCCCAGCCUGCACCCCUCCGGCCCCGUCUCUCUUGGACCCACCUGUGGGGCCUGGGGAGCCCACUGAGGGGCCAGGGAGGAAGGAGGCCACGGAGCGGGAGGCAGCGCCCCACCACGUCGGGCUUCCCUGGCCUCCCGCCACUCGCCUUCUUAGAGUUUUAUUCCUUUCCUUUUUUGAGAUUUUUUUUCCGUGUGUUUAUUUUUUAUUAUUUUUCAAGAUAAGGAGAAAGAAAGUACCCAGCAAAUGGGCAUUUUACAAGAAGUACGAAUCUUAUUUUUCCUGUCCUGCCCGUGAGGGUGGGGGGGACCGGGCCCCUCUCUAGGGACCCCUCGCCCCAGCCUCAUUCCCCAUUCUGUGUCCCAUGUCCCGUGUCUCCUCGGUCGCCCCGUGUUUGCGCUUGACCAUGUUGCACUGUUUGCAUGCGCCCGAGGCAGACGUCUGUCAGGGGCUUGGAUUUCGUGUGCCGCUGCCACCCGCCCACCCGCCUUGUGAGAUGGAAUUGUAAUAAACCACGCCAUGAGGACACCGCCGCCCGCCUCGGCGCUUCCUCCACCGA
Homo sapiens (human) is the source of this 2873-nucleotide messenger RNA. RefSeq names its product C-terminal Src kinase (gene CSK). Gene Ontology annotation, molecular function: protein phosphatase binding; protein tyrosine kinase activity; protein kinase activity. Gene Ontology annotation, biological process: negative regulation of low-density lipoprotein particle clearance; negative regulation of ERK1 and ERK2 cascade; negative regulation of interleukin-6 production. Bases 837 to 2189 code for a protein of 450 amino acids. The record is from RefSeq and is marked reviewed. Gene Ontology annotation, cellular component: cytosol; cytoplasm; cell-cell junction. The transcript has 14 exons. Lineage: Eukaryota; Metazoa; Chordata; Mammalia; Primates; Hominidae.